This is a messenger RNA of Lodderomyces pseudojiufengensis, 1827 nucleotides long. RefSeq names its product Gzf3p (gene GZF3). Gene Ontology annotation, biological process: negative regulation of transcription by RNA polymerase II; positive regulation of transcription by RNA polymerase II. NCBI's taxonomy places the organism in Eukaryota, Fungi, Ascomycota, Pichiomycetes, Serinales, Debaryomycetaceae. Gene Ontology annotation, molecular function: RNA polymerase II cis-regulatory region sequence-specific DNA binding; DNA-binding transcription factor activity, RNA polymerase II-specific; zinc ion binding. The transcript has a single exon. The record is from RefSeq and is a predicted model, not a curated record. Bases 1 to 1827 code for a protein of 608 amino acids.
AUGGCAAUUAUAGAAGUACAACAUCGUCCAACUACUGUUCAAUUAAAUAGUCCACCAACCAGUGCAAAUAAUUUAAUAACUUCAAAAUCUUCAUCAACUUCAUCAAAUAAUUCUCAACAACCUUCAAUAUCUGAACAACACCAAAGUAGUCAAGCACAAACAGAUGAUAUAAAAUUAAAAUUAAAUCAAAAUGAAGGACAAAUCUAUAAUUUAAAAAAUAAUUCAAUGAAUUUAUCAUCAAAGAAACCAUUUUAUCAAAAUGGUGAAAUUAUAAAUAAUCAAAAUUUACCUCCUACUCCUCCAUCAAAAGUUAGAAGUGAAGAAAAUAUUGGAAAUAAUAGAAUAUCAAGUAAUCCUCAACAACAGCAACAACAUCAACAUCAACAACAACAUGACAAACUGAGUAGCAGUAGUAACAACAAUAUGGCAAGUCCUGUAUGUCGAAAUUGUCAAACUCAAACUACUCCGUUAUGGAGAAGAGAUGAAACUGGACAAGUAUUAUGUAAUGCAUGUGGAUUAUUUUUAAAAUUACAUGGAAGACCAAGACCAAUAAGUUUAAAAACUGAUACUAUUAAAUCAAGAAAUAGAGUUAAACAAAAUGGAAAUCAUAGUAAUAAUAAUAAUAAUCAAAAUAAUAAUCAACAAUCUUUAAAUAGUCCUUCUGUUUCUUCAAAAUCAUCAGUUUCAAAUACUCCUGAAUUAAAAUCAAAGACUAGCAGUAAUAGUAAUACUACUAAUAAUAAUAAUAAUCAAGUUAAAAAAUCACCAAAAUUAAAGAAAUUUAAAAAUUCUGAUUUAACUCCAAUAUUACCAGUAAAUUCUCAACAACAACAACAGCCACAACAAGCUCAUCUUCAUCAACAACCACAAAUUCAAUCCCAACAUCAACAUCUCCAACAACAUCAACCUUUACAUUUACCAAAUCAUGUAUUACAUCAAGUACCAUUACAUUAUCCAUCAUCUACUCCAACACAAUUUGCUCCUGGUUUAAGAAGAAUAACUUCACCAUUAUUAUUAUCAAGUACAUCUUCAUCAGCAGUAAGAAAUGAACCUAUUUCAACAGUAGCAGCAGCAGGAGUAUUAGAAAAUUUAUCAAAUGAAUUAGGUCCAAGUGCUACAUUUAAACCUUUUUCUUCUACUUCAUCUUCAACUAGUAGUAAUAAUGGUAUUUCAUUAUUAAAUAAAUCUGAUAGUUUAUCAAGUAAUUCAAAUUCACUGAUUUUUUCAAGUGUUAAUACUAAUAUUAAUAAUCAAAAUAAUAUACAACCACAACCACCAAAAUUACCUGCAUUAAAUAAAAAUUCACCAGCUUUUCAACCAUUUUCAAGAUCUUCAACUCCUACUUUACCUCCAUUAUUUAACGUUGCAUCUUCACUUUCAAAAGAUCAAUCUCAAUCACAACAACAACAGCAUUCAGUAUCUUCAAUAAGUUCUGAAACUUCCAAUACUCAACAAAAUAAUGAAAAGGAUAAAUCUGAACAAAAUAAUAAUAAUCAGAACUCAUUAAAUGGUAAUGGUGAUAACAGUCAUGAGAAUAACAGCAAUAACAACAACAAUGAUGAUAAUAAUAACAAUGAAAAUAAUAAUCAAUCACAAUUAUAUUCUCAACAAAAUCAAGAAAUAACAAUAUUAAAAACAAGAAUAUCAGAAUUAGAAUUAGUAAAUGAUUUAUAUAGAACAAGAAUAAUGGAAUUAGAAGCAAUUGAACAAUCUUCAAAAAUUAGAGAAAAUUCAAUGAGAAAAAGAUUAGAAGAAAUUUUAAAUUUUGAUAAUAAUAAUAAUAAUAAUAAUUCAAAUAUUAAUUUAAAAAGACAAAAAUUAAAUUAA